This is a messenger RNA of Salvelinus fontinalis (brook trout), 2237 nucleotides long. RefSeq names its product WAS/WASL-interacting protein family member 2-like. The record is from RefSeq and is a predicted model, not a curated record. The coding region runs from base 368 to 1690 and encodes 440 amino acids. NCBI's taxonomy places the organism in Eukaryota, Metazoa, Chordata, Actinopteri, Salmoniformes, Salmonidae. Gene Ontology annotation, molecular function: actin binding. The transcript has 8 exons.
UCCGCUGGGCGGGGGCAAUAGGUAGACCAGGGUGGCCCCGCCCCGACUCGAAUAAAAUAGGGAGUGGGGUGUCUCGCUUUCUUUACCAUCUCUGGAAAUCUUCCGUCUGCACACUUCCAUCUUCUCUCCUUCAGCAAUUCUCUGCUGCAAGUGAAGGGACGUGUGCGUGAAUGCAGGAGUGAAAUAUCAAUGGCCGGCUUGAAACUUAUUAAUACACUUGAGAUGAAGGAACUACCGAGAACGAAGAAACUAAUAUGAGUUAAAACGUCAAAUAUCAAACGAAUGGGCUGCUAAGGAUCUCCAGUGGUGACUUUGAGUUUGUAUCUGAGACCUCAGGCCAUCCACAAGACUUGUUGAGCGGGUCAGGAUGCCCAUUCCUCCCCCUCCACCCCCUGGAGGCCCCCCUCCACCCCCAACCUUCAGCCAGGCCAACACCACCCCACCUAAGCUCAACCGAGAUGAGGCCAAAGGCAGAGGAGCCCUGCUCGGUGACAUCCACAAAGGGGCCAAGCUGAAGAAGGUCGGCGUGGUAAAUGACAGGAGCGCACCCAUCUUAGAAGAGCCUAAAGGAGAUGGGGUUAGUAAUGUAGGCGGAGGAGGCUCGUCAGGGGUCAUUCAGCCGAUGGGUGGUCUUUUCCAGGCAGGUGUGCCUAAAUUGCGACCAGUCGGAGAUGGUUCGGUUGGCAGGUCAGCCCUGACGCCUCCUGGCGGGCGCCCUGCUGCUCCUCGUCCCCCCGGACCCCCUGUUCGCCAGGACAACACAGACUGCUCAGCCCUACAGGCCUCUCCCCCGGAGCACUCCCGAUCCCAGAGGCCCUCCCUCCCCGACCUCUCCCGCCCCCUCAGCGGAGGCAGCCCUAACAGUGGCAUGAAGCACAGCUCCUCCGCCCCUCCACCUCCUCCCCCUUUCUCUCGCCGGGGCAACGCACCCCCUGCCCCGACUCAGAAGGCGCCACCACCCGCCCCCUCCUACAACCGGGAGAAGCCCCUCCCUCCCACGCCAGGACAGAGGGGGACUUCCCCGGUGCCGACCCGCAACAGUGCCCCUCCACCCCCUUCUCCCAACAACAACCGGCGGCCCCUGACGUCAGGGGGCUCCUCUGCAUCCUCCUCUUCCUCCUCUCUGGGUCCUCCCCCGUACCGCCAGCCCAUGACCAACGGCCCCUCCAGCCCGGUUAACGAAGCCGCCCCGGAGCUACCUCAGAGACACAACUCCCUCAGCAAGAAGCCGUCGCCCGGACCUGGACACACUCCAACCCGUGGGCAAGCGCCACCCCCGCCUCCCUCCCCCUCCCCGCCAGGCGGCCGCCCACCCCCUCCAGUCCGUGAGCCCCCCGGUAGAGGAGCAGCUCCACCCCCGCCUGGGUCGACUCAACGAAACGGUGGUCGGGAUGCCCCCCCUCCACCACCCCCCUACAGAGGUAGCCCUUCAGAGCCUCAUAGCCGUGGCAAGCCCCCCCCUCCUCCCUCCCGUACCCCUGCCGGUCCCCCGCCCCCUCCCCCACCUAUCCGCAAUGGACACACCUCCAUUUCCCGCUCCUUCGUAGAUGACUUUGAGUCCAAGUAUUCUUUCCACCCUCUGGAUGACUUCCCUGCUCCAGAGGAGUACCGGCACUUCACCAGGAUCUACCCCAGCAAAGCCAACAGAGUGAUGAGGGGAGCUCCUCCUGCACCACCUGUGGGAAGGUGAACACUGAGACUACGUGACUUCUAGUGUACAGGAGACGAGGGACACACACACACACAUACACACAACUUUCUCACAUGGAACCUACAGCAUAUAACAUAUACAUGCUUCUCAUUUGACAACAUUUCACUUAAGCUCCAUAACCAUUAACUCACUCGCUCGCCCUUAAAUUGCCCAGGAAUUUUUUCUGUGGCAGUCUCACUCCAUUUGGAGGUGGAGUUUGGCAGCUUACUUAUGCCAUUCCCAGCCUGUGUCCGUGUGGGUGAACUUGCCCUGUUUUAUCACAAAGGCAUAGUGUUUCCAGGCUCGUGUGUGUGGAUGGGGAACACUUUGACACCGGUAUGAAAGACAUUCAUCUCCAUACCACGUCAGAGUAUGCACUGUGAUGAGCCCACAUCACCAUGAAACGGGAGAACACCAGUCAGUUGUCUACCUGUAAGAAGAAACCAGUGACUCUACAGCCUGGUCCUAACAGCAGUGACUCUACAGCCUGGUCCUAACAGCGGUGACUCUACAGCCUGGUCCUAACAGCGGUGACUCUACAGCCUGG